GCGGUGCGGUCGCGGCUCCGCUCCCAGCCCCGACGCGGCGGUGAGGGGCGCACUGAAGCCAUGGCUGCGGACGGGGCUCUGCGGCGGAGAGGCGGCCCCAGGCGCUCGGCCCCGGCCACGGCGCUGCCCGACUGGAGGCUGCGGUGCGAGGGCGGCCGGCAGCGCUGGCACUACCAGGGAGAAGGCGACGGGGACGGCGAAGAGCGGAGGGCGCAGACGCUGCUGGAGCAGCACAGCCUCGGGCUGGACACGGUUGAGGCGCUGACGGCCUCGCCGGUGGCCGGCACGGCCCGGGAGGCUGCCCGCAAGGGGAUGCGGUUCUACGCUGCUCUACAGGCUGAGGACGGGCACUGGGCCGGUGACUACGGCGGUCCCCUCUUCCUGCUGCCAGGUCUGCUCAUAACGUGUCACACUGCCAAGAUCCAGCUGCCCGAGGGCGUUCGGAAGGAGAUGGUGCGGUACCUGCGCUCCGUGCAGCUCCCGGACGGAGGAUGGGGCUUGCACGUGGAAGACAAAUCAACAGUGUUUGGGACAACACUCAACUACGUAGCCCUGAGGAUCCUGGGGGUCGGACCAGAUGACCCUGACGUUGUGCGGGCCCGUGUCAACCUGCACAGCAAAGGUGGUGCUGUGGGAAUCCCUUCCUGGGGGAAGUUCUGGCUGGCUGUCCUGAACGUUUACAGCUGGGAGGGAAUGAACACGCUUCUCCCAGAGAUGUGGCUGCUUCCCACAUGGUUCCCAGCCCACCCGUCCAAGCUCUGGUGCCACUGCCGCCAGGUUUACCUGCCCAUGAGCUACUGUUAUGCCAAACGUCUGUCAGCAGAGGAGGAUGAGCUCAUACGGAGCUUGCGGCAGGAGCUGUACGUGCAGGACUACAGCAGCAUAGACUGGCCAGCCCAGAGGAACAACGUGGCUGCCUGUGAUGUGUACACCCCACACAGCUGGCUGCUGGGGGUCGCCUAUGCCAUCAUGAAUGUGUACGAAGCCCACCACAGCACUCGCCUGCGGCAGCGAGCUGUCACAGAGCUGUACGACCACAUCAAGGCUGAUGACAGGUUCACCAAGUGCAUCAGCAUUGGGCCGAUCUCCAAGACGAUCAACAUGCUGGUUCGCUGGUUCGUGGAUGGGAAGAACUCCCCAGCUUUCCAAGAACAUGUUUCCAGGAUCCCUGACUAUCUCUGGCUGGGCCUCGAUGGCAUGAAGAUGCAGGGCACAAAUGGAUCCCAGCUCUGGGACACUGCCUUUGCCAUCCAAGCCUUCUUGGAGGCAGAAGGCCAGAAGAUGUCUGAAUUCACAUCCUGCCUCCAAAAUGCCCAUGAAUUCCUCCGGUUCACCCAGAUCCCAGAGAACCCACCUGACUACCAGAAAUACUAUCGCCAUAUGAACAAGGGUGGCUUCCCCUUCAGCACCCGAGACUGCGGCUGGAUCGUGGCAGACUGCACAGCAGAGGGGCUGAAGUCAGUAAUGCUUCUGCAGGAGAAGUGCCCCUUCAUAGCCAAGCCUGUCCCCCCCGAGCGCCUCUUUGAUGCUGUGAAUGUGCUGCUGAGCAUGAGGAACUCGGAUGGAGGCUUUGCCACGUAUGAAACCAAGCGAGGAGGCCACUUACUGGAGCUGCUGAACCCCUCAGAGGUGUUUGGUGACAUCAUGAUUGACUACACCUAUGUGGAGUGUACAUCCGCUGUCAUGCAGGCACUGAAACACUUCCAUGAUGAGUUCCCUGAGCACAGAGCUCCAGAGAUUAGAGACACUCUGCAGAAGGGCCUGGACUUCUGUCGCAAGAAGCAGCGAGCUGAUGGGUCAUGGGAAGGGAGCUGGGGGGUUUGUUUCACCUACGGCACCUGGUUUGGGCUGGAGGCAUUUGCCAGUAUGCAGCACACGUACCAUGAUGGGGCUGCAUGCCGAGAGGUGACCCAGGCCUGCCAGUUCCUCCUCUCCAAGCAGAUGGCAGAUGGUGGCUGGGGAGAGGACUUUGAGUCAUGUGAGCAGCGCACCUAUGUGCAGAGCACUGAGUCUCAGAUCCACAACACGUGCUGGGCCCUGCUGGGGCUCAUGGCUGUCAGGUACCCUGACAUUGACGUGCUGGAAAGGGGCAUCAAACUCCUGAUUGACAAGCAGCUGCCCAGUGGGGACUGGCCUCAGGAGAAUAUCGCUGGUGUAUUCAACAAGUCGUGUGCCAUCAGUUACACAUCAUACUGCAAUGUCUUCCCCAUCUGGACACUGGGCCGUUUCUGCCGCCUGCAUCCCAACAGCCCUCUUGCUGGGAAGCUGCGCUCUGGAUACGUGGAUGGGACAGGGGAGACCGUGCCAGAGGCUUUGUCUGCCUGAGCCUGGGCCAUAGCACAUGCCGUGGCCUCUGGCUUGUCCCAGAUACCAGCUGCUGCAUGGGGCCAUGGGGGUGUUUGCUGCAUAGGGUGUCUUGGUGCUGAUCUUCACCAUGCGGGCUGCUGCUCAGCCAUGGAGGAGUGCUGCUGAGCCUUCUUCUGUUGGACCUCCUUCAAAAAUACACUUUUACAGGGUUUUCCCAGGUACAUCCUCACUCACGGGACAGCGAGUGAAGUGCCUUUUCCAGACCAGUCUGGUGAUCUGAGAACAGAAAGGUGCCAAGCUGUGUGUACAUAUCUAGACACUCUCAUGCCCGUGAGAGAGAUGCCCAUAGCAUCCCCUUUGCCCAGGGCAGGGCGUUGGAACUGGAUGAUCUUAAGCUCGUUUCCAGCCAAAACCAUUCCAUGAUUCUAAGUUGGGUAGAACAAGGGUGCCUUUGUCUUCCCCUCGUGCUGUCCAGGUUGGCUCUGUGCAGCAAGAGGACUGGUGACCUCCCCUGUGCCCAGCAUUGUGGUGGGUGUGCUGCACAAUCCCUCUGUGCUGUGGGUGCCAGCAACUGCCUUUGACGUGCUCUCUGCUCUGCAGCCUGUGCUGGGAGGGGAAGGGCACCU
Messenger RNA from Melopsittacus undulatus (budgerigar), 2933 nucleotides. RefSeq names its product lanosterol synthase (gene LSS). Gene Ontology annotation, cellular component: lipid droplet. The transcript has 22 exons. The coding region runs from base 61 to 2325 and encodes 754 amino acids. Gene Ontology annotation, molecular function: lanosterol synthase activity. NCBI's taxonomy places the organism in Eukaryota, Metazoa, Chordata, Aves, Psittaciformes, Psittaculidae. The record is from RefSeq and is a predicted model, not a curated record. Gene Ontology annotation, biological process: triterpenoid biosynthetic process; cholesterol biosynthetic process.